This is a messenger RNA of Vombatus ursinus (common wombat), 3908 nucleotides long. RefSeq names its product zinc finger protein 572-like. The transcript is spliced from 3 exons. The record is from RefSeq and is a predicted model, not a curated record. NCBI's taxonomy places the organism in Eukaryota, Metazoa, Chordata, Mammalia, Diprotodontia, Vombatidae. Gene Ontology annotation, biological process: negative regulation of transcription by RNA polymerase II. Gene Ontology annotation, molecular function: DNA-binding transcription repressor activity, RNA polymerase II-specific. The coding region runs from base 865 to 2406 and encodes 513 amino acids.
CCGGCCUGAUCCGCGUGCUCCCACACCGCCCAUCCGCAGCCGGGAAACGGAGCGUGGCCUUCGCUGUCCUUGGUUGUGGGCGGAGGGUGUGGCCCAAACCGCCUUCUUAGAAUGCCUUGCCAAACUGUCAGAUUUAGAUCUAGAAUCAUGACCUUUAGAGCUCCAAAGAAACAGUUCUAAAUAAUCUCGGAGGCCAUUUCCAACUCUGGCCAGCACAGCCCAACAAGCUAUAACUUCAUAUGAACUGUCAAAGGACGUUCUAGACCAAACCCUUAAUUUUACUGUUGAGGCAACUAAGAUCUAGAAAGCUUAAGUGACUUGCCCAAAGUUUUGAUUGUCUAUAUUUCCACUUGCAUGGCUAGGUGCUGAAUAAAUGUUUAUUGAAUAAAUGAACCAAUGCAUAAACUCUUGUACUUCUUAGCUUUCCAAUUAACAGCUCAUCAAGGGAUGGCUUAGGGCAGCUAGAUGUUAUAGUGGGAUAGAAUGUUGUACUUGAGUUUGAAUCCUGCUUCAGCUGUGUGACACUGGGCAAGUCACUAAACUUGUAAAAUGGGAAUAAUAACAGUGCCUACCUACCCUAUAGGACUGUCGGUAUUAUUAUUUGUUCCAAUUGCAUACUAUUUUACUAGAACUAUGUAACUCACAUGGCAGUUAAAUUUUUUUCCCAUGUUAAUAGGGUGACUUUGCAUACUUUAAGAUGCAAUUAAUUUCACGAAUCUGGGUAUUCCUUCCAGUGACACAGAUCAGAACUCCAGGCAGUUUCAGGAGUUUAAGGACUUUCAGUGUCUGAAAAAAAAAUCACCUCUUGGAUAGCCCUUCAGUAAUGAAGGAUUUCAGAUCUCUCAGCUGGUUGUGAUCUCCCUGAUGGAGCAAGGGGAAGAGUUGUUGGCACCAAAUCUUGAGGGCUCCAAGGAGAAAGAGAUUUUGAGAAGCUCUUAUACAGAGAGUAAGAACAAUUUGGAAACUCUUGACCAGAAAUACCCUAAGGAUGAGGAACCUAAGGAUAUACCAUCAGAGUGGUUUGAGAAAGAUGUUCCCCCAAACAUUGAACAUGAGGAUACUAAAGAAAUUCCAUUAGGAAGGAACAAAGGGGUCAGGUUCUGGAGUCUUGAGUGGAAAGAUACUCAUGAGAAUAACUGCAGGACAGGAACUCAGUGGGGGAAACCUAUGGGAAAAGAACAGAGUAAAUCUAUUUCCUGGAAAUGGGGCUCCAGAAAAAACAUUGACAUUACUGCCCAUCAGACACUACCCAAAAGAGACAAAUCCCAUAAAUGUCUUGAAUGUCAGAAGAGCUUCAAUAACAGCUCUCACCUUCGAACUCAUCUAAGGACUCACACAGGAGAAAAGCCUUACCAAUGUUCAGAGUGUGAGAAAUGCUUUAGUAACAGCUCCCAUUUGAUUCAGCAUCAGAGAACUCACACAGGAGAGAAGCCCUAUCAAUGUAAUGAAUGUGGGAAAAGCUUUAGCAAUACCUCGCACCUUAUUAUCCAUGAGAGAACUCACACAGGAGAGAAGCCCUAUAAGUGUCCAGAAUGUGGGAAGAGUUUCAGUAGUAGCUCGCAUCUUAUUCAGCAUCACAGAUCUCAUACAGGAGAGAAACCUUAUGAAUGCCCUGUGUGUGGGAAAUGCUUCAGUCACAGCUAUGUCCUAAUUGAGCAUCAAAGGACCCACACAGGAGAAAAGCCCUAUAAAUGUCUUGACUGUGGGAAAAGAUUUAGUCAGAGUUCCAGCCUUAUUCGCCAUCAGCGCACACAUACUGGUGAGAAACCGUACAAAUGUCUUGAGUGUGGAAAAAGCUUUGGUUGUAACUCUACCCUCCUAAAGCAUCAGAGAAUUCACACAGGAGAAAAACCAUAUAAAUGCCCAGAAUGUGGGAAGAAUUUUAGCCGCAACUCAAACCUUAUUACACACCAAAAAACACACAUGAGAGAGAAAUCCUAUGAGAGUACAGAAUUUGGAGUAAAGUUAAAUCACAGUUGUAACUCAGUAGAAUGCCAGAGAACUCAGCCAGGAGGAAAAACAUAUAAGUGUUGUGAAUGUGGGAAAAGUUUCAACCUUAGUUCACACCUUAUUAGACACCAGAGAAUACACACAGGAGAAAAACCCUAUAGAUGUCCUGAGUGCUGGAAAACUUUCAGUCAAAGCUCCACACUGGUGAUCCACCAGAGAAUUCAUACAGGAGAGAAACCAUAUAAAUGUCCUGACUGUGGGGAAAGUUUCAGUCAAAGCUUUAACCUUAUCAGGCACCGAAGGACCCACAUAGGAGAAAAACCUUAUAAAUGUACUGACUGUGAGAAAUCUUUCAGUCGUAGUGCCUACCUCAGUCAGCAUCAGAAAAAACACAUAAGAGAAAAACUCUUUCAGUUCCCUGAAAUUGAGAAAAAAUUUACCCAUGAAUGGACCUAGAAAAGCCUGGGAUGGGGUGGGGGGGAGGCUGAGGGACAUGUGGACUUAAUUUACUCAUUUCCAAUUCCCAAAUCUGUUUUCUCAUGAGAGGAAGUUUGUUGUAAACUUUUCCUUUUAUUGACCCAUCACAAUUAGGGUCUUGUAAAAUCAGUUUGCUGUUGAAUUUCUUUGGUUUAUCAUCAAUACCUCUGGACAAAAGAGCUAAGGUCACUGUGCUUGGAAGAUGAAAAGACUCAAACCAACCAGGUCAUGGAUCUUCCCAGUGAAAAACAGCACCAAGGAUGGAAAGAAAACAGAAUUUUUUAUUUAAGGUAAGACAGGAAUAGUUCAGAUUAAUCCUAAGAAUAAAUUUUAAUGAAAAAAUAAACCUAAAAUCUUGCAGCUAGACCUUUUGUUAAGUUUGCAAUUUUCUCUUGCUAUUUUAGGUAUAGGCAAACUAUUUGUCCCAGAUAGCUUGGAGAUAAAAUGAUCCUGCUGAAGAAUAGUGUGGUGGCCCUGGCUUUUUGUGAGGGAACGAGCUGAGGCAAAAAACAACAGUUUAAACUUGAGCAGUCUUCUUCCUUGAAAAUUAACUCUUGUAGAGUGUGGCACAAAGUGAAUCAUAAGUGAGCACUAGGUAAAUCUUAUUUGACCAGUAAAGAGUUGUCACAAGGCUGUAAGAGAUCUAGAACUAAGGGUUUUGUCCUCUUCUAGAUCAAACAGUCUAGAGCAGCAGUGUAAGAGAGUGUUGGAAAACAAUGGAUUUUGAGGCAAGAUAUUUCAGGGUAUUUUUAGUCAAUUGGGUCAUUAACCUAUAACCUAUUGAGAUCCCCUUGCCACUAUGCCCUAGUAUCCCUACCAUAAAAGAAGCAAGAUUAGGAGCCAGGGCUACUGAAUUCUGUUCUUGUAAACUAAGUAAUUAGUAACUAGUUUUUCCCCAUCUGUGUGCCUUGGUUUUCCUAUUAUGUAGGGAUUCAGUGAAAUUGGGAACUAGGUUCUUGUAGCCAGCUCAAUGACUUAGUGUCAAAUGGACAGAAUUCCAUUAGUAUUAGAGUAAAUAUUACUUGAGUCAGGUCCUAAUAGUGCUUUUAUUUUUGGCCUUCUCAGGGACGAAGCAGAGAACCUAAUAUUUUCCCAUAUUCUUCCUUGUCCUAAAUAGGGACUUUGUAGAAAUUAUUAAGUACUCUCUUCUCUAAAUGCUUGCUCAUCUGUUGCAAAUGAGUAAAAGAGAAAUGUAGGUAAGGGGCCCCCAGUUUAUGUCUUAGGAUUUCCCAAUAUAUUUAAAAAGGAUUGAGGUGAAAAUUUUAAAUUUGGCAGAAGGGAAUUGAACUGUAGCAUUCCCAAAGAAACCAUUCCUCUUGCAGUGUUGAAAUGGAACAGUCCCAUGGGGGCAACUGAGUUGGACUGGAAUUGUUGCAUCCUCCCCUCUCACUGAGAUGCAGUUGAUACUGGGUAGUGACUGUAUUAUGAUUUUCUAUUGUUAAAUGAUGAAAACUGUAGCGAAAACCAGUCAAAUAAAGAUA